Molecule: messenger RNA, 5424 nt
Organism: Dromiciops gliroides (monito del monte)
Lineage: Eukaryota; Metazoa; Chordata; Mammalia; Microbiotheria; Microbiotheriidae
Product: RIMS-binding protein 3-like
Exons: 2
Coding region: 1-5424 (1807 amino acids)
Biological process (GO): fertilization; neuromuscular synaptic transmission; spermatid development
Cellular component (GO): nucleus; manchette
Molecular function (GO): protein binding
Source: RefSeq, a predicted model, not a curated record
AUGACCAAGGAUACACCGAGCCCCACAGGGGGCGGCGGCCGCUACUCGCCCAAGAAAUCUCCGGCCAGCCCGAGCCCGGCGGCGGCGAUGCUGCUGGAGGAGCAGCGGCGAGACCUGGAGGCCUUGCGCACCGAGCUGGAGGCCGAGCGGGCCCGCUCGCAGGCGGAGAGGCGGCGCUUCGCGGUCGAGGCUCGGGAGCUGCGGGAGGCCGGCGAGCGGGAGCGCCAGCAGCUGGCCGACCAGCUGCGCUCCCGCUGGGAGAUGCAGCGAGUGCGGGAGCUGCGGCAGCUGCAGGAGGCCGUGCUGCGGGAGCGCGACGCCGAGAUCCGUCAGCUGCUGCGUUGGAAGGAGGCCGAGCUGCGCCAGCUGCAGCAGCUGCUGCACAAGGAGCGGGACUGCGCCGUGCGCCAGGCGCGGGAGCUGCAGCGCCAGCUGGCCGAGGAGCUGCUCAGCCGCGGCUAUUGCGGCCGCCCGGGCUCGGCGGCCGGCGGCCUCGUGGGCGCCGCCGAAUGCCGCUGCAAGCUGCAGGACGUGCUGGCCAAGCUGCGCUGGGAGACGGACGGCGAGCAGGCGGCCCGCAUCCGCCACCUGCAGGCCGCGCUCGACGUGGAGCGCAGCCUCUUCCUCAAGUACAUCCUGGAGAACUUCCACUGGGACCCCGCCUCCGUGCUCACGGCCCGGCCGCAGCGGCCCCACCUAGCCCGGCCCGAGCCCGCGGCCGCCGCCGCCGCCAUCGUCGCCGUCCACUUCCAGGCCGCGGGCGCCGGGGAGCUCCCGGCCCCAGCCCCGGCGGCCGCCGCCGCCGCUAUCACCACCGCCUCCGCCCCCACUCCUCCUCCUCCGCCCGGGCCAGCCCCUCCAGCCGCCCCGGCCACAAGCCCCGUCCUCCGCCCGCGGCCCGUGACCUCCGCCACCCGGCCGCGCUCUCUGGACAGCUUGUGCACCCCCCGGCCGCGUUCCUACUCGCUUUCCCUGGACGACACCGCCACCGCCGCCCGCUCCUCCCGCUCUCUGGACGGCAGCCCGAGCCGAGCCGAGUCGCCCGGGGCUGGCGAGCCCGAGGCCGGCAGCCCCCUGGACCGGAGCCCCCACCACCCCGCGGGCCUGCCCCGCCUGCAGCUGUCCCAAGGCGGCCUGGGCACCGGCGAGAAAGUGCCCUGUGAGGCGCCUCCGCCCACCCCCGACGACCAGAGGCUGGGCGGCGGGAAAGCGCCCAGGGCCUGGAGGAGCCGUCCCCACACGGAGGUGCUGAACCUGUCCCAGCCGGGGAAAGAAGGCGAAGCUGGCGAAGUCCCGUUAGCCCUGGCCCCGAGGCAGCCGGCCAGUGCCGCGCCCCCGCCCGAAGCCGUCUCGGGGCUGGAUUACAGCGACCUGGUGAAACAGAACUCGGAACUGGCCGAAGCCCUGGAGACCCUCGCCAGGCACUGCUCCGGACUCCGGGAGGAGAACAAGCAGCUGCGCAGGGGCUUCCCCGAGUCCGACGAGAAAGUGCAGCUCCUGAAGAUGAAGAACGCGGAACUGGCGAUCAUCGCCAAGCGCCUAGAAGAGCGGGCCCGAAAGCUGCAGGAAACCAACCUGUGCGCUGUAAGCACCGCGGGCCCCGCGGAGCGCUGCGCCGCCGGGGAGCUGGGCCGCCAGGCCUUCGCGCGCCAGCGGCCCAAGGCCCUGACGGAGCAGACGAGCGCCCUGCUGGCCAAGGACAAGCAGAUCGAGGACCUGCGGCAGGAGUGCCGAGACCUGCAGGCCCGGGUGGCCGCCUGCCGGGGAUCCGCCCAGGGCCUCGACGUCAACGACUCCGACCAUCUCCUGCGGGAAUCUCAGAAGGAGGUGCUUCGCCUGCAGAGGCAGAUCACCCUGCAGAACUUCAAGAGCCCACGUGCCCAGAGGGCCACCUCGCCGCCCCCCUCGGCCCAGCUCCAGAGCCCGCGGAAGGAGGAGGCUGCUGACGCUCAGGAGCUGAAGCGCCGGGUGCAGACCCUGGAGCAAACACUCAGCGAAAGGCAGAAGUGUUGUGAGAGCCUGGAACUGGCUGCGGGCAAGGCCCAGCAGAGACUCCAGGAAGCGGAGGAGCGGCUGCAGCUGCUGAUCGGUGAAAACAACUGGCUGUCCCAGGAGAACAGCAGGCUCCAGGCGAAGGCUCAGUGGCUAGAGAAGGCGGACUCGCAGAACAGCGAGAUGAGGCGCAAACUGGAGCUCGUGACAGAAGAGCGCGACUCGGCCGCCCUCCUGACGGCCCAGCUGCAGCAGCGCGCUGGCCAGAGCGAGGCCGGCCGCCAGCAGCUGGAGAAGGAGCUCCGCGAAGCCCUGAGCACCUUGGCAGCCCAGCAGGGAGAGCUCCAAAGGAUGCAGCGGGACCGGGAGCAGAUGCAGAAGGAGCAUAAGGUCGCCGUGCAGAUGCUGGAGGCCCAGAUCCAAGAGCUGGAGAAGCCCUGCACCCCCCAAGCCCAGGAGUUUGACGCCCCCCAGCCGCUCAGGGGAAAGUGGACCAAGAAAGCCUCCUGCCACCUAGAGAGCCCCAGCCUCCCUGACUCUAGGCUGCUGGCCAAGAAAGACAGCACCCAGGCCAGCGCCUCCGGGCCACCCGGCUUUCGGUCUUGCCCGGCUACCGAGGUGGAUACAGGCAGUGACCUGGAAGAGGUAGGAGCAGACAGCCUUUCCCAAGCCCCUGAGGCAGAGGGUCCCAGAAGCCACGACAGUUACGACCCUCACAACAGCCAGGGCCCUUCUAAACUAAAGAUUUUCCUAGCCCGAUACAACUACGACCCGUUUGCAGGCCCUAAUGACCAGCCAGAGGCUGAGCUGCCCCUGACGGCGGGAGAGUACAUUUACAUCUUCGGCGACAUGGAUGGGGACGGCUUCUAUUCCGGGGAGCUGAUGGAUGGCCAAAGGGGACUGGUCCCCUCCAACUUGGUGGAGCAGAUUUCGGACAGUGAGAUCCUGAAUUUACAACCUCCAGAGGGGAGCGACUCCUGCCUGGACUCCUCCCAGGACAUGAAAUCACACAGCGAAAACUCCAGUCCUGAGGGAAAAGUGACUGAAUGCUCGGAGGAAGCCUCCUGCCGGAGUCUGCUGCCAAAGAAACUGGAGGACGUCAUGGAGGAGGCUUUGGACCUUUCUGGGGUUCCUUGUCCCCCCAAACUGACUCUGAUCCAGCAGCUGCCCCGGAGCGUGGUCGUGGACUGGGAGGCCCCCUUUGCUCCCGACCCAUACGGAGCCACGCAGGGCUACAACGUCUAUGUGGACGACGAGCUGUGGCAGAAGGUCCGCGCUGGGUCCCAGACCAGAGCCACCAUCGACAACCUGGAUCUGGCGACGAGGGCCUACCGCAUCUCUGUGCAGAGCGUGAUGGAGAGGGGCUGCUCCGACCGGCUGCGCUGCUCCUUCCUGGUGGGCCGGGGCUUCUGCCCUGCCCCGACCCAGCUGCGGCUCCGGCAUCUCACCCCCACCUCUGCAGAGAUCAGCUGGCUCGGCAGCAACAGUAGCUACCCCCACAUGGUGUACCUCGACGAGCAGGCGCACAGCCUCACCAAGGCCGGAGUCUGCUGCUACACCUUCCACAACCUGCAGCCCGGCACUCGCUACUGUGCCCAAGUAGAGGCGCGGCCUCCGGGGGAGAGCUCCAAAAAGCCGUGGGAAGAGACCUCCUCCUCCAUGACGUUCAGCACCCCAUCGGCUGGGCCGCCCGAGCCUCCCCUGGAUGUGCUGGUGGAGCAUCACAGCUCUCCGGGCACGCUGCUCGUCAGCUGGAUCCCUGUGACCAUCGACUCCGCAGGGUCGUCCAACGGGGUCCCUGUCACGGGCUAUGCCGUGUAUGCGGACGGGCAGAAAGUCACCGAAGUGCCCUCCCCCACGGCGGGGAAUGUCUUGGUGGAAUUUUCCCAGCUCCGGCAACUGAAGCUUUCCCAAGAAGUCUCAGUGAGAACCAUGUCUCAUUACGGCGAAUCCCUGGACUCGGUGCCAGCCCAGAUCCCCGGGGAGUGGUUGAAACAGUGUAGCUCUUCCAGAUCACCCCAGGCUUUUCCCAUCAAGCACACCUGCGGGGAUCUGGCCCACCCCCAGAUCCCUUCGACAUCGAGACCACCCGGACCCGUCUCCCAAGAGAAGUCCAUUUUGGCCAGCGUCAAUCCCAAGGCUAGCACCCCGCUGCCUGCCGGCUGUGGGAAGGCUAAAGUGGCUGUCCCAGAGGAGUCCCCAGAAGACAGCUUCAAAAGAAGAGUGCCGACGCCUUCAGAAAGUGAGUCAAGCCUAGGAGACAUGAAUGUCCCCAAGGGGCCUGGAGAAGCCCACGCCCUGAGCCUUCUGCCUUCUGGCUGGAAAGAGACCACCAAGGACAACAGGUUUGGGAAUGCCAGACUUCUGCCCGAUGGCCAGAUCGGGGUAGAGGAAAAGAGCGCUAGGAAGGCACCCCCAAGGUGGAACCAGGUUCAGGGGUUGCCAGAUCCUCCCCCAGAAAACAGCCCCAUGAAAGAAAUCCAUCGAGAGCAAGACUCUGGCGCGAAGGUGCCUAGGAACAGAACGGAAGCAGAAACACUAAAGGGGACCGGGAAAUCCCCAGAGGUCCCUGGCGAUCACAGCCUGGGGCCUGACCUGGACCGCCUGGGGGAAGCGGAGCAGUACGUGACCAUGUGGGGGACAAGGAGACCCAGUCAAAAGAAGGAGUUUAGGCUCCCAAAAGGACAGAGCAGGCCUGUUCGUCUGAAACAAGAGGGACCCCUCCAAGAGCCCAAAGCCUUGCUGUAUCAGGCCCCCUCCGGGAAGAUGACCGAGAUUUUGAAAGGCAGUCCCUUGGUGGCCGCCCCGGGGCCAUGGUUCAGGGCCCCCAGCAGCAGCCGUCUGAAAGCAAAGACAGCGAACGACCCUGUCCGAGUGUUCGUGGCCCUGUGGGACUAUGACCCCCGGCUGAUGUCCGCCAACCCCGCGGCUGCCGAAGAAGAGCUCACGUUCCACCGGGGCCAGAUCCUGAAGGUCUGGGGCGAUCGAGACCCGGAUGGAUUCUACCGCGGGGAGUGCUCGGGUCGGAAGGGCUACAUCCCUGGGGACCUGGUGUCAGAGGUCCAAGUGGGGGGCAGCGACGUGCUCAAGCAGCUGCUCCGGCGAGGCCACCUGCCGUCCGAGGGGUCCCUCGGUGGCCUCUUGGGGUUCUCUCCGCAGCCCCGCGGCCCCCGGAAGAGUUUUUCCGUGCCAAGGGGGGGGGCCCGGCGAGCCCAGCUUUGGCACCCACAGACCAUGGUGGCUGCCUUUGACUACCAUCCCCGGAAGAGGUCCAGUCUGAGUGUGGCCGAGGAGCUGACCCUGAGCGCGGGGGACGUGGUCACCGUGCUGGGCUCAGCUGAUGACAACGGCUUCUUCUAUGGAGAGCUGAACGGGCAGAGGGGCCUGGUCCCGUCGAACCUUUUGAAGACCUCAGCCCUGAAUGCGGAGUAG